GAAUGGCCGGUGUAUGUGAUAGUGCACCAGAUAUUUGUGGUCAUUCCACCCUUGCUGGGACUCAACGGCAACCUGGAGCAGACCCUGGUUGCGAGACUUAGCACCCAGUGCCAGUCGACAGUGGCAACCUUCUUGACUUGUUCACUCGCCGUCCUGAAAGGCCUGGCAAUUGACGGUCUCUGGGACUCUUCACACAUCGCCGUCCUCUACGCUGGAGCGCUGGCCGCUGUCAACACCGCCAGCUUCGUGAUGUCCAUGGUCGUGGUGUUGUCCACCAAGUGCGAGAAAAACCCGGACAACAUUGCGCCGGCCAUCGCGGCUCCGUUCGGCGACCUGACCACGCUUUUCCUCCUCUCCGGCUACUCGUCUUUAAUGUUGUACCAUCCGUCGCUGGGCGGCAACCUGGCGGCCGUCUUUAGCUGCAGCUUGUCCAGUUACCUGAACCGGGUGACACCACUGGGAGACAUACCAUUCGGGGAACACGUCUGCGUGGGGCCCCUACAGAUGUACUACCAGGGUGGGGAGAUGGCCAACGUGGCCUACGUGCUCGUCGGCGUCGUGGUGCCCGGCCAGACGCUGUUCGCUGUGCUCUCCAGGAUUCUGCGCUUCGGCAAGGUCUCCAUGACCAUCACCUUCUGCGCAGCCUACUGUGGUGCAUCGCUAGGGCAGGUGUGUCCCACCGAUGAUGUUGCGUAA
Messenger RNA from Rhipicephalus microplus (southern cattle tick), 696 nucleotides. Its product is annotated as solute carrier family 41 member 2. NCBI's taxonomy places the organism in Eukaryota, Metazoa, Arthropoda, Arachnida, Ixodida, Ixodidae. Gene Ontology annotation, biological process: monoatomic cation transport. Gene Ontology annotation, molecular function: monoatomic cation transmembrane transporter activity. The record is from RefSeq and is a predicted model, not a curated record. Gene Ontology annotation, cellular component: plasma membrane.